Messenger RNA from Juglans microcarpa x Juglans regia, 2906 nucleotides. RefSeq names its product phospholipase A-2-activating protein. NCBI's taxonomy places the organism in Eukaryota, Viridiplantae, Streptophyta, Magnoliopsida, Fagales, Juglandaceae. Gene Ontology annotation, molecular function: ubiquitin binding. Gene Ontology annotation, cellular component: nucleus; cytoplasm. Gene Ontology annotation, biological process: ubiquitin recycling; proteasome-mediated ubiquitin-dependent protein catabolic process. The record is from RefSeq and is a predicted model, not a curated record. The coding region runs from base 123 to 2453 and encodes 776 amino acids. The transcript is spliced from 23 exons.
ACUUUACUUCGUUUGUUCCAAAGGCAAAGGCUCCUCCCACCCAAACUUUUUUCGGCUCUCACUAUUUCUACCUGGUUCUCUCGCUCCCGCUCCCGCUCCCUCUCCAUCUCUAAAACUUUCACAUGGAACUCGAUUUCAAAGAAUACCAAUUGCGCUGCGAACUCAGAGGCCACGAAGACGACGCUCGUGGAAUUUGUGUGUGUGGCAAUGCGGGCAUAGCCACGUCGUCUCGGGACCGAACCGUGCGUUUCUGGUCCCUGGAUCCGUCGGACCAGCGCAAGUACGCGCCCUCGAAGAUUCUGUUGGGCCACACGAGCUUCGUAGGCCCGCUGGUGUGGAUUUCUCCCAACGAGGAGUUCCCAGAGGGCGGUAUUGUGUCCGGCGGUAUGGACACACUUGUUCUGGUGUGGGACUUGAGUACUGGAGAGAAGGUGCAGACGCUGGAAGGUCACAAGUUGCAGGUGACCGCUGUUACGUUGGAUGACGGAGACAUCGUAUCAGCGUCAGUCGAUUGUACGUUAAGACGUUGGAGAAAGGGCCAAUCCAUAGAAUACUGGGAGGCUCAUAAGGCAGCAAUACAAGCAGUUGUAAAGCUGCCUUCAGGCGAGCUUGUUACAGGUUCAAGUGAUACAACUUUAAAACUUUGGAGAGGAAAGUCAUGCGUACACACUUUUGUUGGGCAUUCAGAUACCGUUCGAGGUUUGGCAGUGAUGUCCAGUUUGGGAAUCCUUUCUGCAUCACAUGAUGGUUCCAUAAGAUUGUGGGCAUUAAGUGGUGAAGUAUUAAUGGAGAUGGUUGGUCAUACUUCCAUUGUCUAUUCGGUUGAUUCACAUCUCUCUGGACUUGUUGUCAGUGGUAGUGAAGAUUGUUCUGCAAAGAUAUGGAAAGAUGGAGUUUGUGUUCAGAGCAUAGAGCAUCCUGGUUGCAUUUGGGAUGCCAAAUUCUUGGAUAAUGGAGACAUUGUAACUGCAUGUUCAGAUGGAGUCAUACGUAUUUGGACGAGUCAUCAGGAUAAGAUUGCUGAUUCUCUAGAACUCGAAUCCUAUGCUUCCCAAAUUUCCCAAUACAAGCGAAGCAGGAAGAGGGUCGGAGGAUUGAAACUGGAAGAUCUACCAGGGCUGGAGGCUUUACAGGUUCCAGGCACCAGUGAUGGGCAGACAAAAGUAAUCAGAGAGGGCGAUAAUGGUGUGGCAUAUGCGUGGAAUUUAAGAGAACAAAAGUGGGAUAAAAUUGGUGAAGUUGUUGAUGGACCGGAUGACAACAUGAAACGUCCUUUACUUGAUGGAAUUGAGUAUGACUAUGUAUUUGAUGUCGAUAUUGGAGAUGGCGAGCCUAUUCGUAAGUUGCCUUACAAUCGAUCAGAUAAUCCUUAUGCUACUGCUGAUAAGUGGCUUCUCAAAGAGAAUCUUCCUAUUGCCUAUCGGCAACAAAUCGUAGAGUUCAUACUCCAAAAUUCUGGACAAAAGAAUUUUAACCUGGAUUCAUCAUUUCGUGAUCCCUAUACUGGUUCUAAUGCUUAUAUACCUGGCGAACCCUCCAGCUUGUCUGCAGCAGUUCCAGCGAAACCUACUUUCAAGCACAUUCCUAAGAAAGGAAUGCUUGUUUUUGAUGUGGCUCAGUUUGAUGGGAUCCUCAAAAAGAUUACUGAGUUUAACAAUGCUCUACUCUCUGACCCGGAAAAACAGAAAUUAUCGUUGACAGAGCCUGAGCUUUCCAGAUUGGGUGCCAUUGUCAAGAUUUUGAAGGACACAUCACAUUAUCAUUGUAGCAAGUUUGCAGAUAUUGAUGUUGCUUUGUUGCUUAAACUGCUAAAUUCAUGGCCACUUGUAAUGAUUUUUCCAGUUAUUGAUAUUUUGAGGACGAGUGUCCUCCACCCAGAUUGGGCGAAUUUACUUCUCAAGCAUGUUGAAGCUGAAAAUGGUAUCCAAGUUAAAGAUGAGCACCAACCGUGUCUUAUUUCUGAAAAAUAUGUAGUUAUGGAAACGAUCAAGAAAGUCACGAAGGAUCCAGCUAUUCCUGCAAAUCUUUUAACAAGCAUCCGUGCAGUUACUAAUCUAUUCAAGAAUCCAUGCUACUACAAUUGGUUACAUAAAAAUUGUAGUGAGAUUCUUGAUGCUUUUUCAAGUUGUUAUUCAUCUCCAAAUAAGAAUUUGCAGUUGUCUUACUCUACCUUGAUACUCAAUUAUUCUGUGCUGUUAAUUGAAAGGAAGGAUGAACAAGGUCAAUCUCAAGUUCUUUCAGCAGCUCUUGAGAUUGCAGAAGAGGAAAAUGUAGAUAUUGAUUCAAAGUUCCGUGCUUUAGUUGCCAUUGGAUCACUGAUGCUUGAGGGUCUUGUGAGAAGAAUUGCCUUGGAAUUGGAUGUUGAGAGUAUUGCCAAAGCAGCAAAAGCUUCUAAAGAAGCCAAAAUUGCAGAAAUUGGAGCUGACAUUGAAGUGUUAACUAGAAAGAGUUGAAACUCUUAGAUGCUGGUUUGGUUACAUCAUCGGCUUGAAUUGAUACUUAAUAAAGAGAUGAACAUUCGAGAAGGUUGAUUAGACAGACUCCACAGAAUUACGAAGGUGAGAAACCGGGUUUCUGUUUUCCUGUCGUGUACAAGGAAAUACUGAAAUUGAUGUAGACUGCCGAGAAUGUGAUUGUCACGAGCUUUCAUUUUCUAUUUCAAGGAAUUUAACCGAAUCUAGCUCAGGCCCAUGGAGUUCAUCUUUGCUACAAAAUGGUGCGUCAUGCCUCUUUAAUUGUGUAGCUGGCCUCAGUUGUACCUACCUUAUGCGCAGACCGACCCUUGAUUGAAAUAAUAUAGCUUCAAAGAGAUGGGAGUUUCACAUUUCGGGAUAAUCUGUAGCUUUUGGUCUUCAUAUGCUUGCAUUCAUAGUGAGUAAAAUAUCAAAGUUAAAGUUUCCUUUUAA